CCUCCUCCUCCUCGUCGGUGUGAACUGUCCGGUGCCUUGGGGAGGGUGUAUUAUGGAUCUCUGUGCUGUAUUGUGCUGGAGUGUGUUAAAGCUAAGCAUGGAGUGAGAGACUGAGAGGCAGUUUGCUGAUAGUACAGCUGGCUCCCCUGCCGCCACUGUGGGCCUCAGACGUUACUCCGCCUGAGGCGGCACACGGUCUGCUGGUGAUGGAGAGGGGGACAGGAGAGAGGGAGAAACCCUCACCCCUUUUUUUGGCCUGGGGGGACGUCGGGGUGCGGGCGGGUCAGGGGCUCCCCCGCCUCGGCCUCUUCCCUCAGCACCGCAGCUCCGCCACGCUCUACACCUACCAGACAGGCGACGUGUUCGUGAGCCUGACGCUGCCCUUCUCGCUGGCCCUGCUCUCCCUGCUGGGGGCUUUCAACCUGUCCGUCCUCUGGCUGCUGAGGAGGGGGGGCACGGGGCACAUUUCGGCCGUGACCACACGGGUGCUGCUGUCCAUGGGGCUGGCCGACGUGGCGGUGUGCGUCUCCGGGGUGCCCGCUCUCCUCCUGUCCGAUUUCCAGGUGCCCCUGCCAUUCUACCCCUGCCUGCUGCUGAGCUGUGCCGUCCUGGGCUCCGCGCUCGUCUCCUCCCUCCACCACGUCCUCAUGGCCUACUACAGGUGGAUCCUCCUCACACAGCCCCACAGGAACAGAUACAAACUAACCCGCACAUCCACCCUUCUCCACCUCUUCCUAUGCUGGAUGGUGGGUGUAGCCAUUAGCUGCUUGCCUUACCUGGGGUUCAACAAUUACACUAACCUGCAGGGCCCCGUUGGUCAGCUCCAGAGUAAUAGCAGCACAGUGCAAGGGGACGUCCACCCCACCCGCAGUGACUACAUCAACCACAGCCGUAGCCCUGACCCUCCCCUCGCAGCAGCGUCUGAUUCCAGCACAUCCGCCUACACUCUGGCGUUUAGGGACACCAAGCCGGGCAGACGGGAUGAGGCCAAACCCACAGAGCUCUACCCAUCCUCUGGUCUCACCUUUAACCCUCACAAACCCGUUCCUACGUAUAACCACCCUGUUCCACCUCAUGCUAACCCCAGCAGCCUGGGCAGCUCUGCUUCGGCUGGUUACCUCUCUCACCGCAAGCAAAGGACUCCUGACGGACCUGUGCUGGAUGCUCCGUUUCACUUUAAGGCCGUUAACGACCCUUACCACCGCAUGCGAAUGCAGAGAAACUCUGAGGAUCAUUUUCACAAGCAGGAUAGCAAUUCGGAGAGCCCUCCAACCCUCUUCCGGUUCCCCCCACUCCCCCACCCCCCCAGGAUGUGCUCCGGCCCCCCCAGCCAGUGCCUGGUGCCGUGCGUCUACCAGAACGUGCUGUCUCUGGGGUACCUCACCUACGUCAUCUUCCUGGGCAGCGUGGGGCUCCCCCUGCUGGCCGUCUCCCUGCUGUACUUCCUAACCUUCCGCUCCAUCAGACAGCACUGCCUGUCGCACCACCAGGCCGGCCCCGCCCCCCUGCCCCCCCUCGCCCCCUCCCCGGCCAGUUCGCUCUUCUACCGUCGGCAGAGGAGGGUGGCCUGCUUCACCAUACUCCUCUUCACGCUCUACUUCCUGUCCCGCCUGCCCUUCAACGUGCUGAAUGCGGUGAUGUACGCCUGCCCUUCCUGCCGCGUGCCCGAGUGGGCCCCGCCCAUCGCGCUGCUGUCCGCCGUCCUCAGCGCCGGCUCCAACCCGCUGCUCUACCUCCUGCGGGGCAGGGCGGGGCUGGCUGACCUCACGCGCAGGAGGUAG
This is a messenger RNA of Megalops cyprinoides (Indo-Pacific tarpon), 1781 nucleotides long. RefSeq lists its product as uncharacterized. Gene Ontology annotation, biological process: vasodilation; adenylate cyclase-activating G protein-coupled receptor signaling pathway. Lineage: Eukaryota; Metazoa; Chordata; Actinopteri; Elopiformes; Megalopidae. The transcript is spliced from 2 exons. The record is from RefSeq and is a predicted model, not a curated record. The coding region runs from base 207 to 1781 and encodes 524 amino acids. Gene Ontology annotation, cellular component: membrane. Gene Ontology annotation, molecular function: G protein-coupled receptor activity.